AAUAGUAAUCUUGACCCCAGUGUUAAUUGUUGAAAGACAUAUGGAUUGUGGCAAUAGGGCUGCUAGUGCUUAGUACAAAGGAAAGUGAGGAGAAAUAUCCUCGUUUUCGUUUCCGUUUUGCUCUUGACAUCCUCUCUCACCCAAAAUCCUAAACAUAAAACCUCUUUAUUGCUUUCCCUAUAUGAUCUAAGUAAGCAUUAGCCACCAACAGUGAGUGCUUCAAUCAUGGCAUUCAACUCUUCACCUUUCAUCACUUGCAAGAAAGACUUGGGUUUCUUUGCUUUUCCUUCACCAUCCUCCAUAAUUGGGAAGAGACAGAAAUGCAAGAAAACAUCAUCAAAUAAGAUUGUUUCUGUUGUGUCAUCCCCCAAGAACAAACGCAGCCCUUCUGCAACUGGCUCAACCAAAAUUCCGAUGACUGCGACAGAGAAGAUUCUGGCAAGAGCUGCCGAGAAAUGUGAGGUGAGGCCAGGGGAGAACGCUUGGGCAAAUGUUGAUGUUUUGAUGAUCAAUGAUAUCACUUGUCCAGGUAUUUCUGGAAUCUUCAAGAAAGAGUUUGGCAACACUGCAAAGGUUUGGGACCGUGAAAAGAUUGUGGUUAUCCCUGAUCAUUACAUAUUCACAAAUGAUGAACGCGCACACCGCAAUGUGGAUAUUGCUAGAGAUUUUUGUGUUGAGCAAGAUAUCAAGUACUUUUAUGAUAUUCAAGAUCGCAGUAACUUCAGGGCUAAUCCAGAUUAUAAAGGUGUUUGUCACGUUGCUCUAGCACAGGAAGGUCAUUGCAGACCUGGAGAGGUCUUGUUUGGUACUGAUUCUCACACCACAUCAGCUGGAGCAUUUGGCCAGUUUGCCACAGGAGUUGGUAACACUGAUGCAGCUUUUGUAUUAGGGACAGGGAAGAUCUUACUCAAGGUGCCUCCAACAUUAAGAUUUGUACUGGAUGGUGAAAAGCCCAGCUAUUUGCUUGCGAAGGAUCUAAUUUUAAAUAUCAUUGGUGAAAUAUCUGUGUCUGGUGCAACAUAUAAAACGAUGGAGUUUGUUGGGACAACAAUUGAAAGUUUAAGUAUGGAAGAAAGGAUGACACUGUGCAACAUGGUUAUAGAAGCUGGAGGGAAAAACGGUAUUGUUGCUGCUGAUAGAAUCACAUACAAAUACCUUGAGGAUAAGACGUCUGCACCAUAUGAGCCAGUUUCUAGUGAUGAGAAUGCAAGGUUUCUAGCCCAAUAUAGAUUUGAUGUAUCAAAUAUGGAACCAUUGGUUGCAAAGCCACAUUCCCCCGAUAAUCGUGCUUUGGCAAGAGAAUGCAACAAUGUGAAAAUUGACAGAGUAUACAUUGGAUCCUGCACUGGUGGGAAGACUGAAGAUUUUAUGGCUGCAGCAAAAGUUUUCUUAGCGGGGGGAAAAACCGUCAAAGUUCCUACUUUUCUUGUUCCUGCUACACAAAAGGUUUGGAUGGACUUAUACACACUUGAGGUACCUGACUCAGGUGGCAAGACUUGUUCGAUGAUUUUUGAAGAAGCUGGCUGUGAUCCUCCUGCUAGUCCUAGUUGUGCUGCAUGUAUGGGUGGUCCAAGAGACACAUAUGGACGUUUAAAUGAACCCCAGGUCUGUGUCUCAACAACAAAUCGAAAUUUCCCUGGUCGGAUGGGGCACAUGGAAGGCCAGAUAUAUCUUGCUUCCCCCUAUACUGCUGCAGCAUCUGCACUAACUGGUUUCGUAACUGAUCCCAGGGAGUUCUUGUAGAUCAGCUAAAAUGGGUAGAAAGCAGUUUCUACCUAAUUGGAAAAAUAAUAAAAUAAAAAAAAGCUCAAAGAACUUUUAUGCCAGAACCAGAAUUAUGUAUUUUAAAGUCAAGUAGUUAGCUUGUAAGCGUAGAGCAUGUUAUUAGUGUGUUACAACUUGGCAGCAAUCCACAUAAUUUUUACAAUUACAACUAUUGGAAAGUUAAGAUAAGACUACAA
Messenger RNA from Glycine soja, 1961 nucleotides. Its product is annotated as 3-isopropylmalate dehydratase large subunit, chloroplastic-like. Gene Ontology annotation, molecular function: 3-isopropylmalate dehydratase activity; 4 iron, 4 sulfur cluster binding. The transcript has 15 exons. The record is from RefSeq and is a predicted model, not a curated record. Bases 226 to 1743 code for a protein of 505 amino acids. NCBI's taxonomy places the organism in Eukaryota, Viridiplantae, Streptophyta, Magnoliopsida, Fabales, Fabaceae. Gene Ontology annotation, biological process: amino acid biosynthetic process.